AUGGCAAGACUAGUACUCCUUAUCGCCGCCUUCUUCGGGCUUGCUUCCGCAUUCCCCCAAUAUGGCUACCACGCUCCAGUCGUCGCCCAUGCUCCAGUGGCAGUCGCUCACGCCCCAGUCGCUUACUCGAGACCAGUCGCUUACGCCAGACCCGUACUCCUCAUCGUCGCCUUUAUCGGCUUAUGCUCUGCCGCACCCCAGUAUGGCUACCACGCUCCAGUAGUACUCCUCAUCGCAGCCUUCUUCGGCCUUGCUUCCGCAGUCCCCCAAUAUGGUUACCACGCUCCAGUCGUCGCCCAUGCUCCAGUGGCAGUCGCUCACGCCCCAGUCGCUUACUCGAGACCAGUCGCUUACGCCAGACCCGUACUUCUUAUUGCCGCCUUAACCGGCCUGGCCUCUGCAGCUCCACAGUACGGCUAUCACGCUCCAGUGGUUGCCCAUGCUCCAGUAGCUGUCGCUCACGCUCCAGUCGCUUACGCGAGACCCUCAAACAUGGCACUUCUAGUACUUUUGAUCGUCGCUACCGUUGGUCUGGCUUCGGCCCAGUACGGCUACCACGCUCCAGUUGUCGCCCAUGCUCCAGUAGCUGUCGCUCACGCUCCAGUCGCUUACGCUAGACCCGUCGCUUAUGCUAGGCCUGUUGCCUAUGCUAGGCCCUACGCUGCUCCAGUCGCUGUAGCCCAUGCCCCCGUCGCCGUAGCUGCUCCUAGAGUUGAACCAUACGACCCUCAUCCAUCAUACUCCUUCUCUUACUCCGUCAAUGACCACUCCACCGGAGACUCUAAAGGACAACAUGAGACCCGUGACGGGGAUGUCGUCCAUGGAAGCUACUCCGUCGCUGAACCUGACGGUUCCAUCAGGACCGUAGACUACACAGCUGACCCAGUAAAUGGAUUCAACGCCGCUGUACAUAGGGAUACAGGAGCACAUCCCACUCCAGUAGCUGUCGCACAUGCUCCAGUCGCUGUAGCACACGCCCCAGCAUACUCUCUUCACUAAAUUAAAUCGAUGUUUCAUUACUUAAUUACGAUUUAUAUUUUGAAGGUAUGCACAACAGUAUAAUCCCAUGGUAUUAUGCUAUAUUAUGUAAUUUGUAAAAUAUAUGUUGUUAAUAGUAAUUUUGUUUAUCAUAAAUUGAAAUAUCCGAC
Molecule: messenger RNA, 1148 nt
Organism: Nezara viridula (southern green stink bug)
Lineage: Eukaryota; Metazoa; Arthropoda; Insecta; Hemiptera; Pentatomidae
Source: the annotation of a GenBank genome assembly